Messenger RNA from Salvelinus sp. IW2-2015, 1062 nucleotides. Its product is annotated as V-set and transmembrane domain-containing protein 5. Lineage: Eukaryota; Metazoa; Chordata; Actinopteri; Salmoniformes; Salmonidae. The record is from RefSeq and is a predicted model, not a curated record.
GUGUGUGUUUCUGCAUGAGUGUGUGUCUGCAUGUGUGUUUACUCUGUUAUUGCCUCCCUCCCUCCCUCUCUCUCUCUCUCCCUCUUUCUCUCUGUGUUAGUUUGAAUGUAUACACAGUAAUCUCCUCCUGAUCCUGUCUGAUAGGUGAGCUGCCGUUGCACAGGCAGAGCAGCUUAGGUAGCCAGUGAGCACAGAACUGAGAAGGACAGAAGAGAACAUCACCAACAAAAGAGAGAUAAUGUUUUCCACCAGAGUAAAACAUUAACAAUACACUGAGAAUAAAAAGGAAGGAGAAACACAGGAAAGAAUGGAUUUUCAGAGAUGAGUAAAGCGAAUGCUCCAGAAUGCGGAUUGACCCAGUAGACACUCCGUACUGGUGAGAAUAUAUGGACCUGGGGAUCUAAUGUGGCCUUUGCGGCUCUGGGACGCACAGGAAGUCGCUCUUUUCCUCAGCCUCACAUUGUAUGUGUGCCACCUAGCUGGAGCCAUCUCCAUACGGUCUCCUCAGCAGAGUCUGACCAGGCCUGUCCAACAGGAUGUGUUGUUCUCUGUGGACAUCUCCUGUGUUGGGACUCCCACCAUACAGUGGACCUUUAUGUCUGGCAGGGUGAGCAGAGACAUUGGGGCGUGGCAACCUGGUGGGUAUACCAAUGUAUCAGAGGACUACAUGGACAGAGUCCACACAUACACUAAUGGGUCUAUGGGACUGUCGGACCUACGUAUUCAAGACGCCGGCUUCUACGUGAUCACUGUGACUGAACUGUCCGGGAGCAGCAAAGAUGAAGGCUUUGUCUUGAAGGUGGAAGAAGUUCUAUAUGAGGACCUCCAGUACCUGGCAGUGUUUGCUGUAGGGCUGGCCUCCCUGGCUGGCUUUCUCAUGGUCUCCAUGUGGCUCAUGGACAAAGCCUACUGCCGGAUCAAGGCAUGGAGACAGAGGCAGCAGAUGCCAGAGAAUGAUGUAACUGACCUGCAACCUCUCUGAUAUGAAGAUCUAUGAGACAGCCAGAUGACACUGCCCAAAAACCAAUCUGAGCUAAAAAUUAAAGACUAAUGUUAAGCGUC